UACAAUCGCUGAUAAGUGUUGAGCACAAAAAGUGUAAACAUAUUAUUAUUGCUUAUUUGUGCACAUUUUGUAUCGCAAUGAAUGCCAACACAUAAAUGUCGGACAAACACAUCCAACACAGAAAUCCGGUCACUAUUCACCGCAAACGGAUCGGUGAAAAUGAUUUUAAGAAAAGCGAUCAGAAAUUUACAAAACAGCGCAAACUCUCUGAAAAAGAGUCGGAUAUCACAGACACUGAAAAUAAGGCCAUGGUCAAACUGUUCUUAAUAUGUAAAGACAAUCCGGACGAAGUGUUCCGACGGGUGUCCAAAGAGUACGGCCCGGUAUUUACCCUAUGGUUUGGGACAACACCGCAGGUAUUCGUGACCGACAUCGAGCUGUCCCGCGAGGCUCUCCGCAAGAAUGACUUCGCCGGACGAAGCGAUUCAUAUUUUGGCAAACAGUUGUCAAACGAUGAAUUCAGCGAUAUCAUUUUUGCCGAUUACGGUCAUAAAUGGGAAGCGUUGAGACGUGUGGCCCACUCAGCCAUUCAGAAAUAUUCGACAAAUGAAAGGCUUAUCUCUGUGGCCACCGAUUCAGUCGAUCGUACGGUUAAAGCCAUGUUAGACAAGGAAGGAGUGGGCAAUGCUUUUGAUCCCCGGAGUUAUAUCUAUUUAAUGUUUCUCAACAUUUUGGCCACCAGUGCUUUUGGACAGAGUUAUGAUAUGGAAGACAAGGAGUUUAAAUACCUUAAAUAUGGUAUGAAAGACCAGGCCAUGGAAAUCGGUGGCCGAAUAUUGUUGUGGGAAUUCUCGCCUAUUAUUAGAUUCAUUGAUAGAAAACGAGUGGCAAAACAAAUAAAAGUUACGAGAGGUGUCAUUGAUUUACUCAGAAAUAAGUUUAUCAAACAUUACGACGACUAUAACGAGUCAAUUGAGAGAGACUUUUGCGAUGCACUCAUCAGUGCUAAGAAUGACGCCCUCAGAGACGGCAAAGAGUCGGCCCCUUAUCUCACGGACGCCAACCUCUCGAUGGCUAUCAUUGAUCUCUUCAUCGCCGGAACCGAUACCACACAACAGACUUUCCAAUGGAUUCUACUUCUGAUGACAUACUAUCCAGAAAUGCAGAAAAAGUUGAGACAAGAGAUUGAGUCCCAAAUCGGAGACCGAAUGCCAACACAUGAGGACAGGAAUCGAUGCCAUUAUGUCAUGGCUUUCAUUGCUGAGACACUGCGGGCCCGGAAUCCGUUGCCCUCUGCUCUUCCCCAUAAAGCUGUGGGAAUUAUUUUACGCAAUGAUAGCGAUUGGGAAAACGCCGAGAAAUUCAUACCCGAGAGGUUUGUGGACAGUGAGGGACAGUUCAUUACAACCCGACCCAAAGCCUAUAUACCCUUCGGUGUGGGCCGUCGUGUCUGUCCGGGCGAAAGGCUGGCCAUCGCUGACCUGUUCCUGGUUUUGGUCCGAUUCCUUCAGUCCACACAAGACUAUGAUUUAGUCCUCGACAGCCAUAAUGGCAUUGAAGCCGAUCCUAAUAUAAGCGAAGCUCAAUAA
Medioppia subpectinata is the source of this 1529-nucleotide messenger RNA. The record is from the annotation of a GenBank genome assembly. Lineage: Eukaryota; Metazoa; Arthropoda; Arachnida; Sarcoptiformes; Oppiidae.